Molecule: messenger RNA, 1658 nt
Organism: Spea bombifrons (plains spadefoot toad)
Lineage: Eukaryota; Metazoa; Chordata; Amphibia; Anura; Pelobatidae
Gene: HSD3B7
Product: hydroxy-delta-5-steroid dehydrogenase, 3 beta- and steroid delta-isomerase 7
Exons: 7
Coding region: 24-1130 (368 amino acids)
Biological process (GO): steroid biosynthetic process
Molecular function (GO): 3-beta-hydroxy-Delta5-steroid dehydrogenase (NAD+) activity
Source: RefSeq, a predicted model, not a curated record
CGGAGCGGCAGCCGGAGGGAGAGAUGGCGUCCGGAGAGGGCCGCGUGUGCGUGGUGACGGGGGGCUGCGGGUUCCUCGGCUCCCACCUGGUCCGGAUGCUGCUGGAACGUUCCGCGGAUCUGUCCGAGAUCCGAGUGUUCGACCUGCACCUGGACGAGUCGCUCGAGACGCUCGGCAGCGAUAAAGUGAGGGUGCGUCUCAUCCGCGGCGACAUCUCGUCUUUGGAGGAUGUUCGCGGCGCUUUGCGGGGGAGUCACCUGGUCAUUCACACCGCCAGCCUGGUGGACGUCUGGGGGCGAGUGCCGGCAGCCAAGGUCACAGAGGUCAAUGUGACAGGGACAGAGAACGUGCUGAGAGCGUGUGAGGAGGAGGGGGUCCGCUUCCUGGUCUACACCAGCAGUAUGGAGGUUGUGGGCCCGAAUCUGUACGGGGACCCUUUCUACAGGGGCAACGAAGACACAGAAUACCGAGUAUGUCACAAUCAGGCGUACCCCCUGAGUAAGGCCAAGGCGGAGAAACUCGUCCUGGAAGCCAAUGGCAAGAAGGUUAGGGGGGGGCAGACUCUGUACACCUGCUCCCUGCGCCCCACCGGCAUCUACGGCGAAGGCCACGGACUCAUGAAGGAUUUCUAUUACCAAAGUCUGAGGACGGGAGGCCGCGUGUUCCGGGCAAUCGCUGAGUCUGUGGAGCAUGGACGGGUUUACGUGGGAAACGUGGCCUGGAUGCACGUGUUGGCCGCCCGCGCCCUGCAGGAUCGCCCCGAUACCCUUGGAGGGCAGGUAUAUUUCUGCUACGACUCCUCUCCGUACAAGAGCUACCAGGAUUUUAACAUGGAGUUCCUGUCUUCCUGCGGCUUCCGCAUGGUGGGCUCCCGGCCGCUGGUGCCCUACUUCCUGCUGUACCUGCUGGCUCUGCUCAAUGCCCUCCUGCAGUGGGUACUUCACCCCGUGUGCGUCUACGCGCCCCUCCUGAACCCCUACACGCUCGCCGUGGCCAGCACCACGUUCACCGUGCAGACAGACAAGGCCGAGAGACACUUUGGCUACAAGCCGCUGUACAGCUGGGAGGAAUGCAAGCGGCGGACGAUCGAUUGGGUGACGACGCUGGACAAGGAGGGCAAGAAGCAUUGAGGGAACGAGACGGAACAGGGCAUUGGGGUAACUGGGAGAAAGGGGGGUGCCCCAAAAAUCAAACCCCCUCUGAGCUCACAAGGGGACCACGGAAACCCCUCAUCGGCUCUCGAUAAUCAGCCCUGGAGAAUAAUCCCUGAGAGGAAUGAAUCAGGCGGGUGGAGCGGCGACGGAAUGAGCACAACUUCCCGAUGUGGAAAGAAUGAGCCUGGCACGGAAUGCAGAUCUGCCACCCUUCCUUCAAUGGGAUUUAACCCCUGCACGGUUCUCGCAGACGCCGGCCCCGAUAUACCCCGAAUCCGUAUAUAUUUUACUUAAUUAUCUAAUGAAAUCGAUGAAUUAUUUAUCUCCACGGAUAAUUAACAUUAAGUUCUCACCCUCCGUUCCUGGCCACCUCCACCGGUGCGUCAGAAUCAACAGUGCAAUAAUACAAUAAUGAAUGUAUGUGAUCGCGAAAAGCAGCCCGAUGAGGUCUGAAGCCGCGUCGAGUGUUUCCCGCGCACAAUAAAGUCGGAGCGUUUGAUGCGA